Messenger RNA from Adineta ricciae, 360 nucleotides. NCBI's taxonomy places the organism in Eukaryota, Metazoa, Rotifera, Eurotatoria, Adinetida, Adinetidae. The record is from the annotation of a GenBank genome assembly.
AUGGCAAUGCAAAAACGUGCGAACAUUCGUUUACCACCUGACAUAAAUCGUAUUCUUUAUGUUCGAAAUCUCCCGUACAAGAUCACUGCUGAAGAAAUGUACGAUAUUUUCGGUAAAUACGGAGCCAUUCGACAAAUUCGUGUUGGAAAUAUGCCGGAUACACGUGGCACGGCAUUUGUUGUUUACGAAGAUAUAUUCGAUGCGAAGAAUGCUUGUGAUCAUUUAUCGGGAUUUAAUGUUUGUAAUCGUUAUCUGGUUGUGUUAUAUUAUCAAGCAAACAAAGCAUUUGACAAGAUCAACUUGGAAAAGGAAAAAGAGAAGUUAGCGAAAACACAAGCCAAGUUUGGAUUGAAUACCUAA